CUGGUGGUGGUGCUGGUGGUGGUUGGUGGUGGUGGUGGUGGUUGAUGAUGAUCCAACUCUGCCCGGCAGAGGGCGCACAAGCCACGUGAUCGGCCUGCCACCGCACGCGGCGUUUCGCGACACUUUACGACUCCGGACGCCGGUCGUGGUGGUGGACCGGCUUUACGGCCGCCGUCGGCGCGAUCGGCAAGGUCACAACAACGGCACGUGCGUAGCCUAACGCACUGUACGCUAACGCACUGUACAGUUUAAUUAUCGCCGGUUUAAAAAAGUUUCAACUUCACUACGUUUUUAAAAACAACAACAACAACCCCGAUACCUGACGGAUUUCUGAGGCGCGACGCUGCGAGCUGCCGGGAAGGGUUUGUGUUGUGUGCCGUUUCCUUGCGAGCAAUGCCCCCUGCCUCUGCGCUGCGUGCUGCAGCCGUGGGACAGGUUGCAGGGAGCCGGGGAUGGCGGCCCCGUCGGGCGAGGAACGGCGCCGCUGCUGGUCGGGCCGCGACGCCUUCUGGAAGUGCGCGGACGCGAGCGAAGCGGCUGGGCGCAACCCCGAGUCGGAAUGCGCCGCCCUGCGCAAGGAGUUCGUGGAGGCCUGCCCUCGGCAGUGGACCAAGUAUUUUGACCGCAGGAGGGAUUACCUGAAAUUCAAGGAGAAGCUGGAGACGGAGGGCUUUCAGCCAUACCAAGAGAAUCAAGGCGGCAAAUCCUGACAAGGACCUGACCGCCAUCAGCUCGUCGGUGGCCCUACAAGUCUGGGAGUGUGGAGGCUUCUCCACGGCGUUUCCCGUGUCCGCUUCACCCACCACCCCUCUCCGUUGCCUCGUCUAAAGCGUCGCGCUCCAAGCGAGCAGGGAUUCUGUUUAGAGCCCCCCCCCCGCCCGAGAGGGAUUAGUUUGUAACGGCAUGGCCUCGUUGGUUGGUGACGCGUUGGUCAAAGCGAGCUGCGUUGCCAAUGCUCGGUGCACAAUGCCCAUAUUGUGUGGAAAUGUUUACUUCUCCAAAUAGUUAAAAUUAGGUGGGCAGGGAGGGUGUCAAAUAAAAAAAUAUAACAACCACUUGAUAUCCCACAAGACUCCGUUGUCCAUAAAGUUUAGUUUGAGAUGAGGACGAUUGAGCAAAUUGUUCAAUUAGCUUUGUGACCAUCGACACAUGCAAGAACACCCAUGCUGCUUAUAUCAAUAUUGUUAAAACAACUUUUUAACUCAUGCAGUCUUAUCAAACAUCAUUUGUUGUAAAUAUAUAUUACAUUAUUCUCACAUUAUUGUUGUGGAUUACUGUCGCCCAGAGUAUGAUCAUCCUAUUAAAAACAGAAAGAAAAAAACCACA
This is a messenger RNA of Lethenteron reissneri (Far Eastern brook lamprey), 1326 nucleotides long. Its product is annotated as cytochrome c oxidase assembly factor 6 homolog. The record is from RefSeq and is a predicted model, not a curated record. Gene Ontology annotation, cellular component: mitochondrion. Gene Ontology annotation, biological process: mitochondrial ATP synthesis coupled electron transport; respiratory chain complex IV assembly. NCBI's taxonomy places the organism in Eukaryota, Metazoa, Chordata, Hyperoartia, Petromyzontiformes, Petromyzontidae.